Paramecium pentaurelia is the source of this 873-nucleotide messenger RNA. The record is from the annotation of a GenBank genome assembly. NCBI's taxonomy places the organism in Eukaryota, Ciliophora, Oligohymenophorea, Peniculida, Parameciidae.
AUGUUAGAAUUGCCUUUUAAGAAUCUCACACAUUUUGAAAAUGAGUUCAAAAAUGCUUUAAAAGAACUUUAAUCUACAGAAAGUACCCUUGAAACUCAAGCUGAAAAUAGGAAUUCUGUGAACUCAGUUUUUAUUUCAGGUUCAACCUUUGAACGAAUUAAAUCAGGUUCUAAGUCUAAAAGCUUUGCUUAUUUUCAAUAGAAAUAAGUUGAGAAAAUCAUUUAUAAAAGGUUCUUCAAUUUAAAAUAGCCUUUUGAAUAAAAUAGUGACUUAAUAUAUUAUGGUCAAUUUCAUAAUGAGAAAGCUCAUGGUUUUGGUAAAUUAGUUUCAAAAAAGUCUUCAAUUUUAUUUGAAGGACAUUUUAUCUUUGGAUAGAUCCAUGGUAAUGGAAGAUUAAUUUUGAGUAAAGGAGAUGUAUUUGAAGGAAGAUGGUUUUUUAAUAAAAUUUUAUAUGGAACAUAUUAUAACGAAUUAUUAAAGCCUAUAAUUGCUAUAAAAGAACUAUUUAUAGACUUUCCCUAAAUUCGAAGUUAGAAGAACUAUUAUGGAAAUCUUAUAAACAACAAAAGGGAAGGUUUUGGAAGAUAUUAAUGGAAUGAUGGAACAUAUUAUAUUGGAGAAUUUGUUGAUAAUAAAAUGUGUGGAUUUGGAAAGAUGAUAUAUUAAGAUGGAAGAAAAUACUUAGGAUAUUGGAAAAAUAGUGAAAUGGAUGGAUAUGGAGAAUUUGAAUGGCCUAAUGGAUAGGGUUAUAUUGGAUAAUAUAAUCGAGAUAAAAAACAUGGAUUAGGUAUGAUAAUUUUAGAUGGAAGAGUUGCAAUUGGAGAGUUUGAAAAUGGUAGAUCCUUCUCAAAAAGCAAAGAUUAUGAUUUUUGA